Molecule: messenger RNA, 927 nt
Organism: Closterium sp. Naga37s-1
Lineage: Eukaryota; Viridiplantae; Streptophyta; Zygnematophyceae; Desmidiales; Closteriaceae
Source: the annotation of a GenBank genome assembly
AUGGCAGAGCAGGGGACUCCGGAUCUGCCCCUGAAGGAGAACGGGACGUACUACAGCGAGGAGGCCUUGGCAGCCAAGGAUGCUGCCACCGCGCAUCCGGACUUCAACAUCGUGGACAAGGUGGUCCGUGCCGUAGCAGAGAACCUUGGUCGCUCUUCUGUUAAUCACGCCCGCUUUCAAGAGCUUCAGGAGGUCAUUUGCGAGACCCACCUCGAAGUCCAAGGCAUCAAGGACGUCCGAUGGUUGUCUCGUGGUGACGCCAUCCAGCGCCUGGUGAAGGUGUUUCCUGCAGCAGUGAUGGUCUUGCACGAGACAAACAAGAAGAUGUAUCAAGUCGUAACGAGCUACAAAUUCCAUUUCCUGCUGUUCUUCCUUGCUGAUGUCAUGAAGGAGCUCAACCUUCUCAGCUUGAAGUUUCAGCGGCGCCAGGUCGACGCAACCCAUGUGCUGCCGAUGGUGCACAACACCACCUUACUGCUGCGCACACGUUACCUCGACUGCGACGACGCGACUUUUGGCCAGGGUGGAGACGCGUUGGGCCCGUUCCUCGACAAGCACGCAUCAGGGGAGUUCCGUGAGGUCCUCGUUGCUGGCACAGCUUCCGACGGCACAUCGGUCAGCCAUCGAUACCGACUGCACGAGGAGAAAAUCAAGGGGCAGAAAAGUGGUGUGGACCACCAAGCGUGUUUGGGGCUGGCGCGCGAGUUCAUCACGACCUUGGUUGGUCGGCUCGACUACCGCCUCAAGGAUCUUUCACACCUCGACGGGGCGAAGCUGUUCAAGCAGGGAUCGUAUCCCAAGAACCAGGCAAAGCGUGAGCGAAGGCUAGGCCAAUGGCUCCAGUCUCUGCGCAACAUGUUCAAGAAGAAGCCAGAAGACCCUGAUACUCUACCAGGUGCGUCAAAUGCCGGGAAUGUGCUGCUAUAG